Molecule: messenger RNA, 834 nt
Organism: Xenopus tropicalis (tropical clawed frog)
Lineage: Eukaryota; Metazoa; Chordata; Amphibia; Anura; Pipidae
Product: Fc receptor-like protein 5
Exons: 6
Coding region: 1-834 (277 amino acids)
Source: RefSeq, a predicted model, not a curated record
AUGACUGACUCUGUCGGGUUCUUGUACCAAAGUGAAACCACAGGAGAAAGUUCAGAUAAAGAGACGGCGGAUUUAGAAACAGGAAGGGAAAUGAGUGCAAUGGCCAGAGGAGAUGAGCAUUUGCCUAACCCGGAGCUGAGAGUGAGCCCAGACCUGAUUACUGAGGGCUCCCACAUAUCCCUCACCUGUCAUUCUCACUCACUGCCCAAGGAUACACUGGAGUUUGCUUUAUACUGGAAUGGAUUUAUAUUGUUCACAUUCAGCAAAGACAAUACAUGGCACACUGACUCAGUUAAGAAAGAAUAUUCAGGAAAUUACACAUGUGGAGUAAAAUCUUCAGCCAGUUCUAAAGAGAUAAAGCUGAGUAACACUGUGAAUAUUCAGAUAAAGGAGCGGAUCCCCAGGCCAGAAAUAAGAGUGAGCCCAGAUGAGAUCACUGAAGGUUCUGAUAUGUCCAUAUCCUGCCAUUAUAAUCCAACCCCACCAGGAGAGAGUCCAUGGCUGCAGUUUGCAUUAUACAGAGAUGGAACAAUCAUGGAGGGAUUCAGUUCUGCCAGUGAGUGGCACAUUUCCCCGGCCCGGGCUGAGCAGUCAGGAUAUUAUACAUGUGCAGUUAGACCCCAAUAUGGAGAAGGACAGAGAAGCGCUGCUGUCUAUAUUCCCAUACACAGUAGAAAUUACACAGUGCAGAAUGCAGUGAGACUGACGGCGUCGGCCUUCAUAUUCCUUCUGGCUUCAUGUCUUCUGUUCCAUCACUUGAAGAGCCCCCGGCAGAUGGAACCAACGUCUGGAGAAACAAAUGACAAAUUGUCUUUCCAACUCUCUGCUUUGUAA